AUGAGAAAAGAGAAAGCCGCCAAGUUCCGAGAGCGAAAUUCCAGAACUAUCAUUAACUGGAAUCUCUUCGCUACACUAGCUGGCUUUUGGAAAGAUUCCGCAAUGGACAACAUCGACGAGGGAUAUGACCGGCUCGAUGAACACCUUCACGACUGCACGAAAAAGGAUGAGAGUUUUAAAACCACCAAGAGACGCCAGUCUCCGGAAACUCUAGAGCUGGUACGUCAGCGUGGAGCUGCACGGGCCGCAGGCAACCAAGAACUCACGUUCAAGCUCGCAAAGCUUUGCAGAGAGGUGAUAGGGGGAAUUCUCAAAGAGAGAAGAGCAGAAGUGCUGUGUGAAGCUGCAGAGGCGGGGAAAAGCAUCCGCUAUGCCCGUCGAUACUUCCCCAGUCGCAAGACGAGGAUGACUGCUCUCCGGAACCCGAAAGGAACAACCAUUGCAUCAAGAAGGGAAAUAGAGAAAAUCAUCUACGACUUCUACUCUGAUCUCUUCGACAGCCAUGUCCACUUGCCUCCUCACCAUAUGAGGGAAGGCAAACAUGUCAUUCCAAAGGUUCUCCCGUUCGAAGUACGACAUGCUAUCAUGUCGGUGAGAAAUCAUACGGUACCCAGUUCCGACAGAAUAAGACCAGAACACCUGAAGAAUCUUUCCAGCACUCAUCAACACCCUGGCGAGGCUCUUUACUCGUUACCUGUCAGAAUGCAAGGUUCCUAA
Necator americanus (New World hookworm) is the source of this 717-nucleotide messenger RNA. RefSeq lists its product as uncharacterized. The transcript has a single exon. Bases 1 to 717 code for a protein of 238 amino acids. Lineage: Eukaryota; Metazoa; Nematoda; Chromadorea; Rhabditida; Ancylostomatidae. The record is from RefSeq and is a predicted model, not a curated record.